Messenger RNA from Vigna radiata var. radiata (mung bean), 861 nucleotides. RefSeq lists its product as uncharacterized. The transcript is spliced from 7 exons. NCBI's taxonomy places the organism in Eukaryota, Viridiplantae, Streptophyta, Magnoliopsida, Fabales, Fabaceae. The record is from RefSeq and is a predicted model, not a curated record. The coding region runs from base 162 to 596 and encodes 144 amino acids.
UAGCUCUGUUUACCUUUUUCGUUUCCUAUCUGCAUCGAAUUUUUGCAUUUGAUUUGUAUAGUUUGUUUCUUUGCACAACCAAGACCACGUGUGCGUUCCUGGACUAGUAGUAGUACGAAUCGGAGUGAGAGGGUUCUUCUGUUCUGGUCAGGUUACGCUGUAUGCAGCACUGUGAUAAUAACAUGGAAACCUCCAAACUCAGUAACAGUACUCAAAAUAUUCGAUGCCAUCACUGCGCAGGGCCCCUUUCAAACCGCAUGGAAACUAGUCUCUGGAACGUUUCGCCUCUCAUCAGGGAUAGCUUCUCUAUGAUUGGUUCUGCCGUUGGCGGCACGGCGAGUGCAUUUUAUGGAUUCAAUCUUGUGUCCAAUGCAGUUAUGCCAAUUGUCCAGAGAAGAAUAAAAGGACCCAUGUGGUUGCAUUUUUUCAUUGGUGCACCCCCUGUGAUAGUAUUCUCUUCAGCAUGCGCGGGACUGACAGGUGGUGCUAUUCCUGCUGCGGCACAACUUGUUUCCUCCUCUUAUCAUGCAGCAUACUCAUCUCCUACCGUACCUCCGCCAUCAAAGAAUGAAAAUAUUCAAAAGUCAAUAAAAUGAGAUAAUUGCUUUCUUGUAGGACGGGAAUGCAGACGAGUGCAGAAGGGAGUCAGAGUAAUGCGACGUUUCGUUUCGCAAUCGUAAGCAAAGAUUUUCUUGAGAUGUGUUUUGAACUUCACAAAUCAUGUUAUAUUCGUUUCUGCAUUAUACUCACGAAACUAGUGUGUAAUUAAAUUUCGAUUUGUACAUUUGAGUAUAACCUGCACAAUUUCACUUACUGGUGUAUAUUCUUAUUUACAAAUCAUUUGUAAUUCUUAUUUGGUCA